Molecule: messenger RNA, 668 nt
Organism: Ficedula albicollis (Collared flycatcher)
Lineage: Eukaryota; Metazoa; Chordata; Aves; Passeriformes; Muscicapidae
Product: rho GTPase-activating protein 23-like
Exons: 5
Coding region: 252-668 (138 amino acids)
Biological process (GO): signal transduction
Source: RefSeq, a predicted model, not a curated record
AUAUCUGCUGGAGGGAGGAUGGGCUGUGGGAAGAUAAAGAUGAUUGCCCAGCUGGUUUAAAGAUGGCCAUUAGCAGGUAAUAUGUGCCACAGACGGUGAUAGAAUACACGUUUCUGGCCACAUCAACCCAACACAAGGGGUGACCCAAUUCCUCCCCCCAGAUCCGGGACCUGCCAGGCCAUUACUACGAAACCCUCAAAUUCCUGGUGGGCCACCUCAAAACCAUCGCUGACCACUCGGAGAAGAACAAGAUGGAGCCCCGGAACCUGGCGCUGGUGUUCGGCCCCACGCUGGUGCGAACGUCCGAGGACAACAUGACCGACAUGGUGACGCACAUGCCCGACCGCUACAAGAUCGUGGAGACCCUCAUCCAGCACUCGGAUUGGUUCUUCAGCGACAAGGAGGACAAGGGUGAGAAGACCCCCGUGGAUGAGAAGGAGGCUCAGUCCGUGCCCAACAUCGAGUACCUGCUGCCCAACAUCGGCAGGACGGCGGCGCCCGGUGCCCACUCACGGGGCCGGGGCUGCUCCCCCGGGGCUCGGGGUCCCCAAAGGCGAGGGGACAAAGCCACGCCCGGGCCACUCCCCCCUUCCCCCGGCAUCACCGCGCCCCCUCCCCAGUUCACACCCUGCGACCCCUGCGGCACUCCCGGGGACCCCCGGCGGUGA